GCAGAGGCUGCUGGGCAUGCUCAGUGGGCAGGACCCGUUAGAGUGGCGAGUAAGGAAGCGUUGGCUCUUCUCCGGGUCUGCCUUCCCCGGUUCAGGCCCCGGCCCUGGGCUUUUGUGUGCGCGGAGCAGCAGCCGCCGCUGGCUCCCCGCGGGGCCGCCCGACCCCAGAUGCCGUGUGGCCUGUCCGGUGUCCGCCGUUAACCUCGCUGCGCGGCCGGAGGAGGAGCGGGGCGGGGCGGGGCCGGCGGGCCGACAGCCGGGCGGGCAGGAGGGCCCCGCCGGGGGUGGGGGCGGCACAGGCACCAAGAUGUCCAACCGAGUGGUCUGCCGGGAAGCCAGUCACGCCGGGAGCUGGUACACAGCCUCAGGACCGCAACUGAAUGCACAGCUAGAAGGUUGGCUUUCACAAGUACAGUCCACGAAAAGACCUGCUAGAGCCAUUAUUGCACCCCAUGCAGGGUAUACGUACUGUGGGUCUUGUGCUGCUCAUGCUUACAAACAAGUGGAUCCAUCUAUUACCCGGAGAAUUUUCAUCCUUGGGCCUUCUCAUCAUGUGCCCCUUUCUCGAUGUGCACUUUCCAGUGUGGAUAUAUAUAGGACACCUCUGUAUGACCUUCGUAUUGACCAAAAGAUUUACGGAGAACUGUGGAAGACAGGAAUGUUUGAACGAAUGUCUCUGCAGACAGAUGAAGAUGAACACAGUAUUGAAAUGCAUUUGCCUUAUACAGCUAAAGCCAUGGAAAGCCAUAAGGAUGAGUUUACCAUUAUUCCUGUAUUGGUUGGAGCUCUGAGUGAGUCAAAAGAACAGGAAUUCGGAAAACUCUUCAGUAAAUAUCUAGCGGAUCCUAGUAAUCUCUUUGUGGUUUCUUCUGAUUUCUGCCAUUGGGGUCAAAGGUUCCGUUACAGUUACUAUGAUGAAUCCCAGGGGGAGAUUUAUAGAUCCAUUGAACAUCUAGAUAAAAUGGGUAUGAGUAUUAUAGAACAAUUAGACCCUGUAUCUUUUAGCAAUUACUUGAAGAAAUACCAUAAUACUAUAUGUGGAAGACAUCCCAUUGGGGUGUUAUUAAAUGCUAUCACAGAGCUGCAGAAGAAUGGAAUGAAUAUGAGCUUUUCCUUUUUGAAUUAUGCCCAGUCAAGCCAGUGUCGAAACUGGCAAGACAGUUCAGUGAGUUAUGCAGCUGGAGCACUCACGGUUCACUGAAGCUCUGAAUCCUCAGGGAUGCCACCUGCACAUACUCAUACUCUGUCCAGGGUCCCAGCCUAACCCUUACCAAGAUACUGGUCCUGGUUUGGGGGAAUUCUGAAACCUCAAACUAAUGGAACUUUCUUUUCUUCUUUUCUAGUAGGUGUAGUCCUUCCUUAAUUUCAACUCAUUAAAAAAAUGCUUUAUAGUUUAGAGCAGUGGAAGGAAGGCUGGCAUCAAAAUAUUUUGAUCAAAAAAAAAAAAAAGGCAAUGUAAAGGCACAGUUGUGGCAGUCAGUUUUUUGAAAGUUAACUUGUAAAGCAUUUACCAUAUCCUAAAUUUGCACUCUUUGCAGACUUGUGCACAUAUACUCCGCUUUCAGAAUAGUUUUGCAAAUUGUACACAAACAAACAAAAAGGGUGGAAGCUUUUUAAUAAAGAAAUUGCAUUUAUAAAUGAUCUGUAUUAGAAUAUAAAAAUCUCCAGUUAUAGUCAAUUACUACCCGUGUUGUACAACAGAUACCUUCUAUUUUAGUUGCUAAUAAAGGGCUACACAACUCAAAAUAGUCUGAUUUAAACUUAUUGCUCUGUGGUACAUAUGAAAAUUGUUUUUUAUUAAUUCCAUUUCAGAAUUUUUAUGUUAAAAGUGGUAAACUUUAGCUCUUAUGUAAAAAUAUGUUAAGAUGUAUUUUUAUAUUUUACAUAUUUAUGUGAUUUUUUUAUCACAGAUAUUAGAAUCAUAUUUUAAAGUUAGCUUUUAAAAUUACAUACAGUUUGCCUUUUUAUGUGUGACAUCACUUUGUGUCAUUACUGUAUUAUAACACAAUAUAAAUUCAAGAUUGGUAAAGAACAUAGGUGUAGUCCUGUAAUUCAGAGAUAGUGCUUGAUAGGCAGUAGUCUGCAAAUGAGGAAAUACUGAAGAAUGUUCUUAGUGGUUUUCAAAUCAUUGCAGACCAUACACUGCUGCUAUGCUUUUUUAGUGCUUCAAGCAAUUUGACUGUCUUACUUGAAUUUUUAGCAAGAAGUCAUUAACAGUAACAAAAAACCACUGGAUUUUCUUACAGUUCUACAAUUUUUUUUGUCAUGAUUUUUGGUGCGGCUCUUCCAACUAAAAUAAUGGUAUGGUGUUGUAUUUCUUCCUUUAGCAUAGACCAAUCGUAGUCACUUUGGCAAAAAAAAAAAAGUUAAUUCAAUUAGUUAAUAUUGGCCAUCAUGUAUGUACUAGAUUAUACCUAUUUUAAUAUAACAGUGGGUAUUAUUACAUUGGAGAGCAUUUAUAUCUUCAGUGUUAUGCCAGAAUAGCACAAUUUUUAGAUGCCUUGCACCAAUUUUACUUAAAGAUUUGCAUUUCUUACUAAAUACCAACUUUCUAUACUCAAGAACUGAGAUAAAAUACUGUAAUCUUUUGGAUUCAAAAUUACCCACCAAUCCAUAUGUGGAAAUUAUAUUCUUACAUAUUAGUGAUUUAUUUCUCAUCAUUCAGAUAUACUUUUGAGUACUGUAAAUAUUUAUUCCUUAUUUAUUAUAUAGACUAUAAAAAUUUCAAAAUUGACUACAGAGUACAUUUUUAAUGUUUUCUGGGUAUAAAACUAAUUACAUGAUUAUUACAGAAAAUUUAGAAAAUGCUGAUAGCUAUAAAGAAGAGAAAAAAAAUUACCUGCAAUCUCACUAUUCAGAGAUAUACACUGUUAAUAUUUUUUGUAUUUCCUUUCGGUCUUUGUCUAUGCUAUUUAUAUGUAUGAGUGUGUAUAUGUGUUUGUGUGUGUGCGUAAUAACAAAAUUGAGAUUAUGCUGAUCAUAUAGUUGUAUAUCCUACUUUUUAUAACUGACCAUCAUAAGUACUUCCCCAUGUCUUUGAAAAUGUGAUUUUUAGAAAUGGCUGCCUAAUAUUCUAUUGUAUGAAUACAACAUGAUUUAACCAGUUCUCUCUUUGGAUAUUAGAUUGUUUCUAAUGUUUGACAAUUAUAAAUAAUAGUGGGAUGGACAUCUUUGUAUGUGAAAUUUGAAUUCUAUAUUAGACUAGUUCUUUAGGAUAUAUUCAUGGGAAUGGGAUAAUUGGUUUAGAUGGUGAGAACUUUUUAAGCUCUUUAAAAUAUGACCAAGUUAUCCUUCAGAAAGAUUGUACCAAAUUAGCAGUUUAUGAGUACUCAUCAUACUGCCGCUUUUCCACUAUUAUUUUUUCUAAUCGUUGACAAUUUGUUAAGCAAAUAAUUGGUUGUUCUUUUGAUCAUUCUAUUAAGAGUGGCUUUAUAAUGAAUUAUUUUUUUCCCUUCUGUAAUUUUAUAGUUAAUUGAUUAAUAAAAAACACAAGAGGGUUGGUAGGUUGAGUGGGCUAUAGCCCUCUGAGUAUGUUUACUGUACAUUUAAAUCUCCAAAGUACUUCAACAUCACUUUACUUUAUCCUGGAAUAUGAGCUAUCUUUCUUAGUCAUAAAGUAGAAAGAGUUCCAAACUGAUAGUUAAGUGUUGGGUUCUGGAUCUGCCUCUGCCACUAAUUAUUUGUCUCACCAUAAAUAUUUCAUGUUGUAUCAAAACUUUAACUGUAAAAUGUAGAGGUGAUCUUUUAAGCACUUUCCGGUUUCAAAGUACUUUGAUCUUGUGAUUUUGCUCUCUAGAGGUUCUAAUGUCAUUUAUGUUUAAAAAACUACAUGGUUGAAUUGGAUUAGAAGUAUUAUCUUUUGAUUUCAACUCUACAUACAUGAAAACGAAAGUCCUUUUUUUAAUACAAAAGGGAAAUUAAUUUGCAUUACUUAAUGCAGUUAAUAGUACCUAAAUUGUUGAACUUAAGCUUUCCUGCUUUAAGUGCCUUUAAAAGUAUUUUUAUUUGAAAUAUAAAAUGUAAAGGAAAUUUUAUGUAGUUCUAUACAGUUUCUUUUUUUUGAUAUACUUUUGAGUUAUUAGCAGCAACUUUUUUUUAAACCUUAGAUUGCACAGAGCAGUAUAUUCAUGGAUUCUUCAUUAUUCGGGUAAUGAGUCCUUGAGAAAUGUAUGUUAAAGAUUAGCUCAGUGAGCAGGUAAGUAAAUGCUCCUGUCUUGGGUGGGCAACAAAUCUUUUAUACAGAGUAGGGAUAAAGGAUUAUUCAGAUUCCAGUGUUUAGAUAUUCCAAUGGAGAUAGUAGGUGUCCUGAGUUAGUUAAUGGUUAUUAUUGCAGAUCUCAAAUUUUUCUUUGGUAGCAAAUAGUUCAUUAUCGUAGAUUAGAGGUUGGUACAUGUUUUGUGUGAAGGGCCACAUAAUAAAUAUUUUAGGUUUUUCAGGCCAUCUAGUCGCUCCACAGCUAUUCACUUUUGCCAUUGUAACACAAAUGCAGCCAUAGACAAUGUGUAAAUGAGUCAUUAUGGCUGUGCUUCACUCACACUUUAUUUACACAAAAAGAUGGUGAGCUGGAUUUGGUCCAUAGGCCGUAGUUUGCUGUCCUAGAUGGUAUAGUUCACUUGUAGUUCAAAUUACUGGCUAGUAAUUUAAACUGCAACAAAUGGUUGUGAGUUUCUGUCAUUCCAGCCCUCUCUUGAUUUGAUGUAGUCUGGCUGGCUGGGUUUGAAUGUUAUUUAGGAUUAUAAAGGUAAGUGGGAAGUGGGUAUGGGAAACUGGAAACUAUUAGGGAAAAAAGCACUUUGAAGCCCUUUUAUUUGCUAGAGCCCAUUAGAGUUUUGCUUUGCUGCCAUAGUUAAUCAAAAGAGUGAUGAGUGGAGGUUGUGAUUGGUGGUUGCAGAUUAUAUAAAUUAUUCUUAAGCACUUGGCUACCUAGAUGAUAGUAGAGGGUGGAACAGAUAAGAGAAAUUGUGAAAUGUGACUUUAUUUUGCCAUAUAAAGAAAGACUGUUGGAAAAAUAACUACCAUCUUCCAUCACCAUCACUUUGUUUAAGACCCCCUCAAAUUCCUCCCAUAUUUAGGAAGAACAUGAACUUAGGAUAAAAGAGAGUUAUUUAAGUUGAAUGACUUUAAGUUGAUGGAAAAAUUGCUCCACCUGUUCUUUUCUCAUCUACUCUGUAUCACUGAAAAUUUCAUCAAGGAGUAGUAUCAGUCCACAGACUGGCAGUUGGAAAGUGCUGUGAUACAGUUGCUGAAAGAUCUAAUGUAGUUAUAAAAUUAUUAUUGAUAAGGAGAUGUAGUAAACCACAUGUACUCUGAUAUUCAGACUAAAACUUUUAUAUUAUUGUGUUAAAUUGUAAGUGCCACAUAUCAAAAGUGACAUUGUGAAGUAUAGUGUUCAUAAGGAGGCAGACUGAAAAUUGUAAGCGCCACAUACCAAAAAUGACAUUGUGAAGUAUAGUGUUCAUAAGGAGGCAGACUGAAUGUUGAAAGUCUUGAGUGGGAUGCAAAGAAAUUGGUGAUACUUAUUUUGGAGAAAAUAAGUUUAAAGAGAGGGAGUUUUCUUCAGAUAUUUGAGUGACUGCCAUGUGUAAGAAGGAAUAGAAUUGUUCUGUCUUGUUCUAGGUGGAAAAAUUAAUUAUAAGAAAUGGAAGUUUCUGGUUCCACAUUUAAGGAGAAUUAUGUGUAUGAGAAUUUCUACAUGAAAAUCAGCUCUGUCCUCAUAAAAUCAUUGGAAGUAUUCGCACAAAAGCUAGAUCAGUGGUUCUCAAAGUAGGAGCCCUAUACUAUCAGCAUCAGCACCACCACUGGGGUAUAUUACCUGUGUAGACCUGAAAUUAUGGAUCACCAAGCUGAAAAAAAGCUAAUGGAAUUAGUAUAAAUAAAAUGGAACUUAUUUCAUUUGUAUAAAACUGUUAAGGGAAAUCAUUUUUAAAUAAAAACUGAUUUUGAUCAUUUAACACUAACUUUCAACAGAGAUUAUAAAUUGAUGAUUGUUACUUAAUUGUUAGUGAAAGUGACUUAGCUUUCCUAAAUCUAAAACAGAGCUAUAUCAGUAUCAGAAAAGGGUAUUGAGGGAGCUUGCUCUUUUUAUAUUAUAUUAUUUUAAUGUCAAAAUAUUGGGAGGGGAACCAAGAGCAGCUGGCAGAUAAGUUUUCUCUGCCCUUUUCCUCUUUUCCUAUGCUGUAAAUAUGACCGAGUGGCAUGUCACAGUAUUACAUUGACCAUGCUAUAUACAUUUGGUAAAAGUAAUGCUGGUAACUGGAACUUCUGCCUUUGUAACGUAAUUGUUGUGUAUGGAGUUUGUUUGCCUAUCCUAAGUUAAUUGAUAUGUUCUGUUUUUUGGGUCCUCUGUGAAGAACCGUAGAGUUUUAGAUUUGUCAUUUGUUCAAGGGUUCUCCAGUGGUCACAGAGUGGUUUGUACCCAGGGCUUAUCACAUUUACAGUGUUUGUAUUUAAUUCUAAUGCAAGGUUUUGGCCAUCACCCUAGAAAAAUAAUGGAAAAAAUUUAAAGCCAGUUCUCCUAAUUUUGAAAGCCAUAUAAUGCAAUUGGUUUUUAAAUUGUACACUAUAUUGAAAUGUAUAUUUCAUACUGUAUAAAGUGAGGUUUGUAAUUUUACUAGAUACAGUCCUAUUUUUUUCCUAUCAGCCUAAUAAGGAAACCAAAGAGAAUGUUAUUAACUUAUUCAAGGCCAAGUGUAUUCAGCUAUGAGUAAGACCUUAGUUCUGGUCUUUAAGUCUGCCAAUGUAAACUUUGGAAAAUAUUUUAAUUUUUGUGACCACAGUAUUCUCUGAAUUACUUACUGAAUGUGAUAUUAUAUACAUUUAAGUAAAAAAUAUUAAAGCAAGAUGAAAACUAAGAAAAUUAGAAUGACAUGUGAAUGACAUCAUAUAAAUGACAAGACUGAGUUUUGUGAGUUUUAAAAUUAAAUACCUAGACUGUUGAACUAGAUUUAAUAAAAUAUUUUUACCUUAACAAUUUUAUAAAUGGAAAUUCUUUUCUAAGAAGUUUUUUUUUCCAUUUAAAAUUUACCCAUUUAAAUCUAGCACAUAAGAGACUUCAGUUGGUAUUGGUUCAACUUUGAUGAAUUGAAUUUUAAAGCAAGGAGAACAAAAGGCAAUCUUUAUAUGAAGUGUUUUCUAAAGGACAGGAAAACAAACCUUUUAACUGGAAGCAAUUUUUAAUUGGCUUUUUCCAUGUUCAGUUUUUGAUUGUGGAAACCAGCUUCCUUAUUAAUUUUAAAAGAUGGUAGAAUUUAAUAUUCCUAGGCUCUAUGUAAUGCCAAAUGAAUGAUAAUAUAAGUGAUCUGGUAAAUUUGAAACCAUUGGCCCAUGAUUCUUAGCUCAUAUUUUAUAAUAUCCUAUGGUGUUUACUGUUAUUUAAAAGUGUUACAGAGUUUUUAAAACAGCUUAUUAAACUGUGUUUUAGCUGUUUGUCCAAUGACAUGUCUAGCCAACUCUCAAGUAAAAAGAUGUUUUGAGGUGCUAGAAGCUUUGCACUGGAAUCCAUUUUCAGCUUUGCCAGUGAGUUGCUACUGAUUUGCUGGAACAAAUCAUUGGUCUUUCCUAGAGCAGAGUUUAUCUCUUUAUUAAUGUGUGUUAGAAGUGAAUAGUAUGACUCCUAAGGGCCUUUCCACCUUUGACUUUUUAUGAUGAUAAUAAAAAUACCUUAUUAUUUAAUAUAUUGUACUUUUAACAUAUUGUAAUUUAAAAAAUAUGUUUCACACCUUUUUCUUUUCUCUUAGUCUCAACAAUAAGUAGGCCAGACGUUACUGUAUUUUUACUGAUAGAGACUCCGAGGCCCAUACAAAUAACAUGACUUAUAUAAGUUUGCAUGGCUAGUUAGUAUGAAGAGCUAGCAAGAAUUCAGCUCUUCUAAUUUUUAGUCUUGUGUGUUACAAAUGCUACACCAUAUUAUUAUUCUAUGUUUUGUUUUUGGUGCUGGCUCUUUGAGAUAUCAUAUUGAAUUCAAAUAGUAAUGGGUUUGUGCAAAUUUAGUGAAAAUGGGAAUGAUUCAUGUAAACAUCUACUUUGAUUAAUUCAGGCAAAAAUAGAUUUUUUUUGGUGGAUUAAAAUACUCCUAAUAACUGCAGACUUCUGUUCUCUUUGCUGGGAGGUUUGCUUUUAGACCUCAAAAUUCUGUGCUAUUGCUUGCAUCGUUAAAAAUGCACUUCUUCUUUGUAAUGCGACUGUGACAAAAAAUGAAUUUAAGUUUUGUGAUUUCUGAUGGUGAGACUUUGCAGCAGACACUCUCACCAUUCCAGUUCAUGCAUUAACGUGUCCUGCAAGCACCUGCGACUCUGCCUUGGAUUUUCUCACCUGCACACAGGGCAGACUGGAAGUGCUAGGAAGAUAAUCCUCUGGGAGCAUCCCUCAGCCAGUGAUAGAUGGGAAUCGGAGAAUAAUUAUUCCAGCUUCCUUGCCCUUCUGGUAUACUUUGAGGCAUGUUUCAUGUUGUUUCCUAGAGUUUCCAGUGGGGCUGGACCUCAUUGCCCACAACAGGAGACUGUUAAAUAUGCAUUCUUUAUUUUCUUCCUCUUCUUCUCUGUCUUUAAUUAGUCUCAUAAUCACAUCCAUGUUCAAAUUAAUUUCCUUAGCUUCAUUUCCUAACAAAGGAAAGAUUCAAGGUAAAACUCUUAAGUAGAAAUUCAGGGUAAAUAUCUUAUGUGGAAAUAUUUCUACCAUAUCUUUUUGUCCUUCUAAAAAAAGUUAUGGCCUGAUUUUCCAAAUGCUUUAUAAGGACACACUGGUUAUCUAUUUUGGUAGAAAUUGAAUUAACAUGGAAUUUGGUUCAGCCAACAUUAUAGAUUAUUUUCUACUUGAAUCCAGCCUUCUCAUCUCUUACCAGGACCUGCUUAUUCACAAUCUGUGACCAGGAUUAGCCUUGAUGAACAUUGAUUGUAAGGAUAAAUUUAGUUCCUGGCUAAUUUCCCCAAAGAUUGCUCUGUGGUCCUUGUUAACUCAAAACUUUUUCUGAUUUAUUAAAGAUUAAGAAUAUGGAGUUUUAAAGUUGAAUAAGCGCUAUGUUAAAUUCAGUGUAUUGUAAGUACAUCUUUUGUAGUUCUUGGAUACCUUUUUUUUGAACUAGAAAUAAUGAUUUUUAUGUUUUUAAAAAAAUUGAUGUGGGAGAUUUGUAUUCCUUUUAGGUAUAUGUUAGUUAUCAGUCUUCUUCUUUUUUCCAUGUAAAAAUUGUGUUUGUAUGUCUGAAAUGUAUUCUCUAUUGAUUUGGUUUAUGCGAUGGAACAUGCAUGAAUUUAACCAAGUUUAUAGUUCUAUUUAUAGGGCCAUCCUAAGAUUAGCACGCACAGAUAUUUUUCCAUAGGAAAAAACAAAACAUUUAAAGAAUGUAUUUUAAUUAGUUAUCCUUUUUGUAAAGUAACAUCUUUAAACAUUUGUAUUUUUUUUAAGCAAAAAUACCAGAGAGUGUAUACAGAGUAUUUUCCCUCAAUGCAGUUGCCUUGUGGUAACUUCACAUUCUGCCAUGUUCUUUUGAAUAUAUGACAGGGCGUUUAUUGACCUUUGAGGUUACAUUUGUCUGUUAGAAAUGUUCAAAGGUCAGCUGGGUGAUUAAAUUGGAUAAUAUGGUCUAGGGGGAAAAUAGUUACAAAGGAGUAAGUCUGACUUUCUCCUGGGACACAUCAAACUGGUCUAAAGUGGAAACUGUCUCCUCAGAAUCUCUGCAGUGGCAUAUUGGAAAAAGCUUGUAGUCUAUUAAAGUAACUAUUCAUUUGUAAAUAUAAGUUCUGUUAUUUCAAAAACAUUAAUCUUGUUAUUUUUUAGACGUGUUACUUCCCAACAACUAAUUUAUUAUCAAAUCCAGUCAAGGCUUUUGACAUUUCAAAUAUCUCAAUAUGAUAGAUUGAAAAUUUGGAGUAAGAACCGGAGAUGAUUUUUAAAAUGUGUCAAGAAGGCUGUCCCAUUUCCUGAACACUAAAUAUUUUCUGUAAGGAAUGUUAGAUCAAAAAUGUGAAAUAUCUUUUUACAGUCUUUACUGGAAGCUGAUUCUUUGUGCUAAAUGUGAACAAUCUCAUGAUAACUUGAUGUAAAACAAGCUUGAAAAAUUGUCUCUUUUCAAAAGUUCACAUAUUUUCCAUCACCAGUAGGCCACUUAUGCAAUACCUCUGUACUAAGUAUUCAAGUACAACCUGGACUUUUUAAGGUUUAAAAAGUGCUCCCUGCCUACAUUAAUGUUAAGUACUUGUAUUUAACAAUGUUAUAUUUCUGAGUGUUUGUUAAUUUGAUGAAUCUUAUAGUGUUAGUCUGUUCCUGAAAGUUCUACUUGGUACAGUUGUCAGAGAAAAUUAACUUGGAUGAAACAAUGAUGCAUGUUUUAAUAGUUAAAAUAUUUUAAAAUUUCUAUUUAAAAAGUAGAUCUCCAUAAUUGACACAGAUAAUUUUGUAAUUUCUGGUUCUUACUGUUUUUGUGUUAGGAAAAUAUUGUACCUUGCAGUGCUUGAUUUACAUUUUUUGCUGUUUGAAAAAUCUUCACAUUUAUUGUCUCAACAGAAAUAAUUUUUAACUAAAUGUUUACAUUAUUGAAUGAGGAAAGUUGAACCAAUUGUUAUUACUAAAACUGGUCUAAAUUUAGGUCUAGUGUUUUGCAUUAGGUUUGUGAUUGAAUAUCUGAAGGAUAUCAGUUUCCACUCAGGUAUUUACAUUAGAAUUGAUACUAGAUUCAAAAUUGCUUGAUUGUAAUUUACAUUUUAAGUGUAAUGUAGAGGUUUUGCAUUAUUAGUGUUGUUUUAAAUUUCUACCUUCAUUUAGGCUUGUUCAUAAAAUGAAGAUUAAAAAAAUUUUUAGCUAAUAGAAAUUUAGGUAAAUGUACAGUAUUUAAAUCAUUAGUAGUUUAUUACUUGAACUUUUGUUCCUUUCGUUCAGUGUGCGAUAACAGCUUUUAUGUGGUACAACUACAUUUCCUUUUUUUUUCAUUGAAAUUUUACCUCUUUAACUGAAGUUAUAUCUGUCUAUAAUAGCUUCAGGUUUCUGUAACCAACUCGUAGAUGAUUGAAGUUACUCUUGAUAUAAAAUGAAUUAUAAAAAUUAUUUUUAGCAAAAUUUUAUAGUAAUUUCAAUACCACAUGGUAGCAAAAAGCUAUCUGGUUAGAAUCUUUAGCUUUUCUUGUUAGUUUCUAUCCUAUUAUUUUCCCCUCCUUAAAAAAAAAAAGUCUACAUUGCCAGUACCUUCUCUACAAUUUAAGGAAAACUACAUAUUUGAAAGUGGAGUUAUUUUCACUGAAUUUUAGUCUUUCUGCCCAAGAUGAGCAGCACUGUGAUAGGGAGCUAUACUUCUCUCUCUUAUAACAGAGUUUGCAGCACUUAAUAUUCUUAAAAAAUAAACCUUUACCAAAUUUUGUACUUAUUUGCAAAUCAGCCUAGGAACACCCUCAAGAAAGCAACAGUGGAUUGUGUAGCAAAAUAGAGAUGCUGAGAUUACUGAGCUUGGGGAUUUUAUCAUGUUCACUGAAGAAUAAUAGUCUUUCAAAUAAAGAUAAUGAGGUUUAUAUAAUAAAUGGAAAAUAAUAUGAAUAGUCAAAAUAUUGUUUAAAAAAUUUAAACCCUUUUUAAGGCAAACUAAAUUGGUUAUUCCUAGGAGUAUCUAUCUUUCAUGUAUUUGGGAACUAAAGCAGUAAAUGCCAAGUUUUAUCUGUUUCUCUCCCCACUUUUAGUUAAUUGAUACAAGUAAUUCAACAGUAGUAUUACUGGUUUAAUUCUAUAAUACUUGUUAUCCCCUAACGUUUAAAAAGACAUUGCCUCAGUCCCUAAAGUAAUCUACAGAUUCAACACAAUCACUAUCACAAUCCCAGCUGCCCUUUUUUAUAGAUUUUGACAAGUUGAUGCUAAAACUUAUAUGGAAAGGCGAGGGACCUAAAAUAGCCAAAACAAUCUUGAAAAAGAACAAAACUGGAAGACUCACAUUUCCUGAUUUCAAAACUUACUACAAAGCUACAGUAGUCAAGACAGGGAGGUACUGGCAUGAAGAUAGACAUAUAGAUCAAUGGAAUAGAACUGAGGGUCUAAAAAUAAAUCCUCAUGUAUGAUCAAUUGAUUUUCAAGAGUGUAAAGAUAAUUCAAUGGGGAAAGAAUAGUCUUUUCAACAAGUGGUGCUGGGACAACUAGAUAUCCACAUGGAACAAACGGGAAAAAAAGACAAACUGGACUUCAUCAAAAUUUAAAACUUUUUUACAUCAAAGGACAUCAUCAAGAAAAUAAAAGAACCCACAGAAUCGGAGAAAAUUUUGCAAUCACAUAUCUGGAAAGGGACUUGUAUUUUAUAUAUAUAUAAAUAACUCACAACUCAAAAUGAAACUCAAUUUAAAAACGGGCAAAGGAUCUGAAUAGACAUUUCUCCAAGGAAGUUGUACAAAUGGCCAAUAAGCAAAGAUGCUUACCAUCAUUAGACAUCAGGGAAAUAAAUGCAAAUCAAAACCACAAUGAGAUACUAUUUCACACUGGGCUGGCUAUAAUAAAAAAGAUAGAUAACAACAUGUGGGCAAAGAUGUGGAGAAAUUGGAGGCUUUGUGCAUUGCUGGUGGGAAUAUAAAAUGGUGCAGCCCCUUUGGAAGAUAGUCUGGCAGUCCCUUAAAAAGCUAAGCAGAGAGGUAUCUUAUGAUUGACCCAGCAGUGCUACUCCUACCUACAUACCUAAGAGAAAUGAAAACGUGCCUGCACAAAAAGUUUUACAUGAAUGUCCAUAGCAGUAUUAUUCAUAUAAAACCCAAAAAGUAUAAAUCAACUGCUGAAUGGAUAAAUUGUAGUAUAUUCAUAGCAAUGGAAAGGAAUGAAAGACUGAUACACUCUACAACAUGGAUGAACCUUGAAGACAUCAUGCUAAGUGAAAAAAGCCAAUUAUAAAAGACCAAUUACAUGACUCCAUUUAUAUUAAAUGUCCAGAAUAGGCAAAUCUUUAGAGACAGAGAGACGAAGGAGAUGAUAACUAAAGAGCACAGGUGGCACUUCCCUGGUGGCGCAGUGGUUAAGAAUCUGCCUGCCAAUGAAGGAGACAUGGGUUUGAGCCGUGGUCUGGGAAGAUCUCACAUGCCGUGGAGCAACUGAGCCUGCGCGGUAGAGCCUGUGAGCCACAGCUACUGAGCCCACGUGCUGCAACUACUGAAGCCUGUGCACCUAGAGCCUGUGCUCCACAACAAAAGAAGCCACCCCAAUGAGAAGCCCACACACCGCAAUGAAGAGUAGCCCCCACUAGACGAACUAGAGAAAGCCCACAUGCAACAAUGAAGACCCAAUGCAGCACCCCCCCAAAAAAUAAAAAGCACAGGUGUUCUUUUAUGGGGUGAUAAAAUUGAUUUUGGUGAUGGUUGCUUAAGUCUGUGAAUAUACUAAAAACCAUUGAACUGUUUUGAUUUAAAUUGAUGAUCUGUAUGGUAUGCGAAUGAAGCUGCUAAUGUUAAUAAAGCUGUUGGAAAAAAAAAAGAUUACCUCUAAGAUAAAACAUGGUGAUGUGAAGAAAGAUACUGAUCUGUAUCCGUUCUUCUUUUCUCUUUAUUGUAUUUUUGUUUUCCUGUAUAUUGAAAACAACGACGACAGCCUACUUUUGUAGUCCUGAAGAGGCUGCUUUAACCUGGGAGAAACUUUUUCAAGAUAGCUCACAACCUGUGGCUUCUGGCAGUAGGUAAUCUAUUCAUUCUCUUGUAUCCUUAGGCUUGACUUUUGUUUUUUUUUUUUCAUUUUUCCCUACAAUUCAUUUUUUUUAAAACAUCUUUAUUGGAGUAUAAUUGCUUUACAGUGGUGUGUUAGUUUCCGCUUUAUAACAGUGAAUCAGCUAUACAUAAACAUAUAUCCCCAUAUCUCUUCCCUCUUGCGUCUCCCACCCUCCCUAUCCCACCCCUCUAGGUGGUCACAAAGCACUGAGCUGUUCUCCCUGUGCUAUGCAGCUGCUUCCCACUAGCUAUCGGUUUUACAUUUGGUAGUGUGUAUAUGUCCAUGCCACUAUCUCACUUUGUCCCAGCUUACCCUUCCCCCUGCCUGUGUCCUCAAGUCCAUUCUCUAGUAGGUCUGCAUCUUUAUUACUGUCCUGCCCCUAGGUUCUUCAUGACCUUUUUUUUUAGAUUCCAUAUAUAUGUGUUAGCAUACAGUAUUUGUUUUUCUCUUUCUGACUUACUUCACUCUGGUAUGACAGUCUCUAGGUCUAUCCACCUCACUACAGAUAACUCCCUUUCGUUUCUUUUUAUGGCUGAGUAAUACUCCAUUGUAUAUAUGUGCCACAUCUUCUUUAUCCAUUCAUCUGUCGAUGGAUACUUAGGUUGCUUCCAUGUCCUGGUUUUUAAUGGAGAGUGGAACUCAGGAGAUAAUACCCAGCAGCCCCAUGUUUGUGUGCAGGAAUGGUGUUAGGCAUGUUCUCUAACUGUACUUGUGGUCUCAGAUGCUUUUUUGUGGUCCCCUCCAAGGACCUUUCCAUCCCUCCCACCCCCCAAAAAAACCCCACCAGCAACGACCCCCUUCUUGCCCCUUUUCCCUCACUCCUUUACUGUUUCUCCCUCUUCCUUCAAUGAAACACAUCAAGGAAAAUAGGACCUUGUAAGUAUGCAAUUGCUGUAUUUCAUAUUCUUAAUUAGCACGCAUAAAUUUAGCAUUAUCUCCUAACAGGCAUUCUUACCAUUAGUCAUGCUCCUUUAGUUCAUUGUCCUUCUAAAUAUUAGUGUUAGUUUGGGUAGCCUUUAAGUGUAUUUAAUAUAAGGAAAAGGGUGAAGGGAAGAAAUAACCAUUUAUAAAGUUACUGGAUUUCAUUGCUAGUGGUAAAUAAUGUUUUAAUCUUUUGCCAAAUGAACAACACCUUUUAAAAGGAAAGGAAAAUUUUAUGCAAAUGUUUGUAAACAUGUAUGUAAAUAUGUUGUUUUCUUACAAAAAUCAUUAAUAAAAAUGGAUUUUUAGUUUCUUCUUGAA
Molecule: messenger RNA, 14889 nt
Organism: Globicephala melas (long-finned pilot whale)
Lineage: Eukaryota; Metazoa; Chordata; Mammalia; Artiodactyla; Delphinidae
Gene: MEMO1
Product: mediator of cell motility 1
Source: RefSeq, a predicted model, not a curated record